AUGAAUGUGCAUGGGACUGCCAUUGGGAGAGGAGAAGUAACAUCUCUUCGUUUUCUGCACCUUGGCAUCUGUCUUGCACUAUGUGUGCAUAGCUCACGAGCCAACACCUUUUGGAUUGCCAGUCUUAACAUAUCGUUUCUGGUAGGGAAUCAGACUUUGUGGGAGAUUAUGGAAAAUGGAGUGUUUGCUCAAGCCUCUCCUUUGAGGAAGGUGUCUGGAGCUGUGGUACCUCCAGAGGGACUGCAUCAAAAUUCCUGUAGUUCUUUUACACAUUUUAAGAAGCCAGUGAAUGUGGACAGUUGGAUAGCUCUCAUCAUGAGGGGACGAUGUUCAUUUACAAAACAAAUAAGUGUGGCUACAGAAAAGGGAGCUGCUGGUGUGAUCAUCUAUAAUUAUCCAGGUACAGGUAACAAUGUGUUUCCCAUGUAUAACUUUGGGGCAGAAGACAUUGUCGCAGUUAUGAUUGGCAACCUGAAAGGCACAGACCUCUUACAUUUGGUUCAGAAUGGCAUCCAAGUGAUGGUAACAAUUGAAGUUGGAAAGCACCAUUACCCAUGGCUAACCCAUUACAUGGGUACCAUUUUUGUGUUUGCUUCACUUGCUGUGGCAUAUUGCACCUGUUACUGUGCUGCAAGGUUACGAAGGACAAGGAAUCCAGUACAGAUAUGGCAGCAGGAAGUUGAUAUCAACAAGGCCAUUAAUUCUCUUGAGCUUCGCAGAUUGAAAAAGGAUGACAAGGACGUUGGAUCAAAUGGAGAGAGCUGUGCGGUGUGUUUGGAAGUGUACAAGCCUAAAGACAUAGCCCGUGUUUUGCGUUGCAGACAUUUUUUCCACAAAGCCUGUGUUGAUCCUUGGCUUUUGAAUCACCAGACAUGCCCGGUAUGCAAGUCAGACAUGCUCAAACCGGUGGAGAGUGUUACAUCUGAAGCAGAGCCAUUGGGUACUCAAAUGCCAAAUGAAGCUCUUACCGUGAUCAGUCCUCCUAAGGAAUAGGACUGUCACAAAGCACACUGAGGCAUUCAAAAAAAGGCUCAAGAGCCCAGUCUUGGGGCAAAUAACUUUUCCACACUGAUUGCCUUGUUCUUAAAAAUUGAGCAUAAGCAUAUGUGA
Messenger RNA from Rhineura floridana, 1110 nucleotides. It is a transcript of the gene RNF148, whose product is annotated as ring finger protein 148. NCBI's taxonomy places the organism in Eukaryota, Metazoa, Chordata, Lepidosauria, Squamata, Rhineuridae. The record is from RefSeq and is a predicted model, not a curated record. The transcript has a single exon.